Entamoeba histolytica HM-1:IMSS is the source of this 771-nucleotide messenger RNA. RefSeq lists its product as uncharacterized. Bases 1 to 771 code for a protein of 256 amino acids. Lineage: Eukaryota; Evosea; Mastigamoebida; Endamoebidae. The transcript has a single exon. The record is from RefSeq and is a predicted model, not a curated record.
AUGGGUUGUUGCUUAUCAAAGAAGAGUAAAACUAAUGGAAGAGUGAAUGAAAAUACUCCUUUAAAUAAAGAAACUACGAACCAAAAACCUGUUCAACAACAAAAUGAAAACCAAACGUAUCAAGGAGUUGAAAAUAAAACUACAACAACUACUGAAACAGUACCUAAUAAUAAACAAGACAUCAAACCAACUGAACCACCAACUGAAAAGAAAUUAAUUGAAGGAACUCAUGUUCCAAAACCAAAAGGAGAUGCUCCUGUUAUUGAAGAUAGACCUAAUGGAAAAAAAGAAGUUGUUUCUGGAGAUAAAAGUAUUCUUCUUGAUGAGAUAUAUGCUAAACAUUAUGGAAAACUUGAUAAAAAACAUGAUCAAGUAGAAGAAGCUAAGAAAGCAUGGUUAGCUGCUAAAGAAGAAGGAGCAAGUGAUGUUCAAGCAAAACAUGAUGAAUUCCAAAAACAAAAAGAUGAAUUUGAAGCAAUGAAAUAUACAACACAUAAAGCAGCUUUUGAUGAAGUUCAAAUAUAUGAAAUAGAAGAAGAUACUAUUGAUUUGCAUGGACUUCAAAUUGAAGGAGCUAUUAUCAUGAUGAAAGAAGAAAUUGAAAAACGUAAAAAAGAAGGAAAGAAAAUAUUACGAUGUCAAUGUGGUAUGGGACAUCAUAAUACAGUAGGAUUUUCUAAAAUUAAAGAAGAAGUAGUUAAAACAUUAAAUGAAAUGGGAAUGAAAUAUAGUGAAGAUAAAGAACAUGGGUUUGUUAUUAUUGAAUUAUAA